This is a messenger RNA of Purpureocillium lilacinum, 270 nucleotides long. The record is from RefSeq and is a predicted model, not a curated record. Lineage: Eukaryota; Fungi; Ascomycota; Sordariomycetes; Hypocreales; Ophiocordycipitaceae.
AUGGCCCUUCUGCGACAACCCGCGAUACGCUUGGCGAGGACAGGUGCACGACCUGCCCAGAUAAUUGCGGCUAGGCGGUACAGCAGCGAGCCUCCGCGAUCGCAGGCACGCCCAGCGGCUCCCAAGGAGAUAAAGAUUGCGCUUGUAGGCGCCGUUGGUGUUGGUAUCGGGGCAUGCUACUUCUUCCUCAUGGGCCGGCCAGACCAAGCCGCCGAUGCAGCUUCAAAGAACCUAGAGAGCACGAGCGGACCCAAGCUGUCCAACAAAUAG